Molecule: messenger RNA, 2123 nt
Organism: Oxyura jamaicensis (ruddy duck)
Lineage: Eukaryota; Metazoa; Chordata; Aves; Anseriformes; Anatidae
Gene: NMNAT1
Product: nicotinamide nucleotide adenylyltransferase 1
Exons: 5
Coding region: 158-1012 (284 amino acids)
Biological process (GO): NAD+ biosynthetic process
Molecular function (GO): nicotinamide-nucleotide adenylyltransferase activity; nicotinate-nucleotide adenylyltransferase activity
Source: RefSeq, a predicted model, not a curated record
CGCCGCCUCACCUGGGGCAGGCCGGGAGCGGGGCGCCGCGGGGCCGCUUCCGGAGCGCCGGGGCCACGGAGAUGGCGCCGCCCGCUGAGGCUCUGGGCGCCGGGAGGCCCCGGUAACUAGGCCCAACAUUCUCCUCUUGGCUCUGUAGCAGUGAGGAAUGGCUAUGGAAGAUCCCGACAAGAAGACUGAAGUAGUACUGCUGGCCUGUGGGUCCUUCAAUCCCAUUACCAACAUGCAUCUCAGGCUAUUUGAGUUGGCUAAAGACUAUUUUGAUGAAACAGGAAAAUACAAAGUAAUCAAAGGAAUAAUUUCACCAGUAAGUGACGCAUAUAAGAAGAAAGGUCUGAUCAGUGCUGAUCACCGAGUAACCAUGGCAAAAUUAGCUACCAAAAACUCAGAUUGGGUGGAAGUUGAUGACUGGGAAAGCAGCCAGAGUGAGUGGUUGGAAACAGUAAAAGUUUUAAGGUACCAUCAUCAAAAGCUUUUGUCUUCUGAUCCCACUAAUAGUCUGCAGAAUACUUUACCUUUAACAAAGCCGGGACGGAAGAGGAAACAGGAACCAAAUAGACACGAGCCUAUUAAAAAGAAAAAUCAGAGUCCAGAUACAAAAAGUACCCCACAGAUUAAACUGCUUUGUGGAAGUGACAUGCUGGAAUCCUUUGGGAUCCCCAACCUGUGGAAGUUGGAGGACAUCACUGAAAUUGUGCAAAAUCAUGGCCUUGUAUGCAUCAGUAGGGCUGGAACCAACGUUCAGAAAUUCAUCUACGAAUCUGAUAUUUUGUGGAGACAUAAGAAUAAUAUUCACCUUGUGGAAGAAUGGAUCACAAAUGACAUUUCCUCCACCAGGAUCAGGAGAGCGCUGCGGAGAGGCCAGAGCAUUCGUUACCUAGUGCCUGAUGUAGUUCAGGCAUACAUAGAGAAAAAUAAUCUAUAUAAUCCAGAGAGUGAAGACACGAAUGCUGGGGUUGUCUUAGCUCCCUUACAAAAAUAUGCAAGUGAUUCCAAGAACUAACAGGCCCUGUACAAUGAAUUUACUUUCUGCUGUGAAAAGGUACUAGUUCAGUACAGGAAAAUGUGUUUUGUUUUUUAGUUUUUAUUUGCUUGUUUGUUUUUGGUGACUUUUUUAUUAAAUAGAAGGCAAAUUCUGUGGCUUUAGUAGACAUGUAGUUGCUGUAGAGGUUUGGUUUGCUUAAGAAUUGGGCCUACACAAUCUUUUUUAAAAAUACAGUUAGAAGAUUUUCACUUUUAAGCAUAUUGUCACAGUUCAUUAAGUAAAUUCAAGAAUUCACAGUGGUAUAUGAGAAUUACAAAUUGAUGAACAGAAGAAAUGAAAAUGUUCUGAUUUGUUUUAACUCAGACUGCUCUGCUAUUUAUAAAAUAGGAACACAAAUGUUUUUAAUAACUCACAGUGCUGUAAGUAACAAAUCCAUUUAAUUUCAAAACGUACCACUUACUGAUAGUAAAUCCCUAUAAUUAUUAUUACUUUUUAAGUUGCUAACAUAUGAUGCAACUUGAAGAAAUGAUUUAGCUAUACCCUGGAAGGGAAAAAUUUACUCCUGGCUGAAAUGGUGCUAGAUAGAUCAUGCUUUUACUUGCCUGCCUUUCAAAUAUGAAGCCUGUUUACUUGCUCUCACGUAGUUUGCUCCCCAAAAUGCCUUGUGAUUUACUUUUCCAUUCAUGUUUCCAGAGCUGUAGGAUCAGUUCAACAAUGUUUCUCACAAGAGGAUGGAGCUACUUCAGAAACUGCUUUAUAGCCAUUGAUUGAUUUAAUUGUAAAGAAGUUAAUAAUAGUGUCAUUGCAGAUUCUCAGACAGUUGUCCCUUUAUAUGAAAUAAUAGAGCCUUUACUUUUGAGCCAAAUGUAUAUAGCUAGAUAUGUUUUUAUGUUAGUGGAGUUGAAAAGAAAUAGUAGGACACUUAGGACUGUUCAUAAGUGAAAUGUUUUUCUUUGCUGGAAAUCUGGUUUAGAAUCUAAAAACAUAUUGUCUGUAUUAAGUGGAUAUAAACUAAAGAGGCACUGUGAAUGUCAUGGUAAUAGAAUUCUACCUCCUUUUCUUUGCUGUCAUCCCAUUUUUGGUUUGGAUUACGUGCCUUAAUAAAAAUGUCAAGGUUUCCAAGACGCUA